Molecule: messenger RNA, 975 nt
Organism: Iphiclides podalirius (scarce swallowtail)
Lineage: Eukaryota; Metazoa; Arthropoda; Insecta; Lepidoptera; Papilionidae
Source: the annotation of a GenBank genome assembly
AUGUCGUUCAGGAGGCUGCUGAGCGCGGUGCGCUCCGCUAGGGAAGCGCUCGCCAGGGGCGCCCCCUUGGCCGACGGCGUACUCAAGUCGCUCAUAUCGCUCAUGGUCAUAUGCUGUAUUGCCGUCACGUCGCCACAGACGGCGUCCGCGAAGCCUUUCGCCUUCAGCUUCCCCGCCGGCUGGUCGCUGGCGGGCCUGGUGGGCACGGUGGGCCCCCGCUCCGAGGAGGCGGAGCGGCGGGAGCCCGCGGCCGGCGUGAAGCCCUACACGGGCCGCCGCGUGGGCAACGACACGCUGCGCAUGAUCUACCACCACGACCAGACGGUCGCGGUGGUCGAGCUCGGCCCCGGGAAGCUGCUCCUCAACUGCGAGCUCAUCGAGACAUAUGAUGAAGAGGACACGGGGCGACUGCUGCGGCAGCUGGGCAGGCUGAACCGGCCGUUCGGGGUCACCUUCCGGCAGAUGAUCAAACUCAUGAGCCAGUGUCAGCAGGUAUCUAAAGUGAGAGUUGAAGGCGUAGAAGCGUGGGACAACGGGCGCCCAGAGACCAGCGCUGGACACGAGCGGGGAGCGGCGGCGCGGCUGAGGGCGGGCGGGGCACACGCCGGCCUGCUGGGCGGCAGCCCCUUGUCUCUGCUGCAGGGCAUCAUACCAGGCACAAAAUGGUGCGGCACCGGCGACAUAGCGGCGGACUACCACGACCUGGGCGCGGACCGGCCCCUGGACCGCUGCUGCAGGACGCACGACCUGUGCCCCACCAAGGUGCGCGCCUUCUCGCGCCGCUACAACCUCACCAACAACUCGCUGUACAGCAAGUCCCACUGCACCUGCGACGACAUGCUCUUCGACUGCCUCAAGAGCACGAACACGUCCGCCGCGCACCUCAUGGGCCACAUCUACUUCAAUCUCGUGCAGGUCCCCUGCUUGGAGGACCAGCCGAACGGCCUACAGUUCAGAGACGCUAAGCAAGGCUUC